This is a messenger RNA of Salvia miltiorrhiza (redroot sage), 1132 nucleotides long. Its product is annotated as abscisic stress-ripening protein 5-like. NCBI's taxonomy places the organism in Eukaryota, Viridiplantae, Streptophyta, Magnoliopsida, Lamiales, Lamiaceae. The transcript has 2 exons. The record is from RefSeq and is a predicted model, not a curated record. The coding region runs from base 452 to 871 and encodes 139 amino acids.
UAAACUCAAAACGUGUGGGACUUCAACACCAAACAAUAUAAUACAAUAACAAUACAUCACCAUAUAAAGUGGAAAAAUAUCACCGCACGCAGGCGAAAUUGAACCUAAAACUUUUCACAAAAAAAGAUCUUUGAGUGCCUUCGCUUUGCCGCUAGAGCAAUGCCUCGUUGACUUUCCUAGAAUAAGGACUUCUAAUUAGGGUCCAGUUGCUAUCUCGGGUAGAUAGAAAAAAUAUAGCAAAAUCUCAACUGUUAAUUAAAUGGCCAGUUAAUGCCUCAUCUAGCAGUAAGAUAUGCGAGUCCACAUACCCUCAAACAUCUUUCCUACAUAAAUGCCACUUUAAGUAACCCAAAUCACAUCACAAAAAAUAACAAGUGCACUACUACAUAGCAUAUAUAUAUACCUACUAGUAACUCAUAUUAUAAUUUUACCUUGAAUUUCAAUCUAUAAUAUGGCCGAGGAGAAGCACCGCCACCACCACCACCGCCACAUGGAGGAGGAGGAGCCCGUCGAGGCGGCGACGUACUCGGAAACCGCCUAUACCAUCGACGGCCCCGAGCAGUACACGAAGACCGAAAGCUACGCCGUCGUUGAUCAGAACAAUGGGUAUGAGAAAUUUGAGAAAGAAGAGAAGCAGCACAAGCGCAAAGAGCACCUCGCCGAGAUAGAGGCCAUGGCCGCCACCGGUAUUGCCUUAUAUGAGAAGCGCGAGGCGAAGAAGGAUCCACAGAACGAACACAGGCAUAAAAUAGAGGAGGAGAUAGCGGCGGCGGCGGCGGUGGGAGGCGGCGGUUAUGCUUUCUAUGAGAAGAAAGAAGCUAAAGAAGAGGAGGAGAGGGCUGAGGGAAAGAAGCACCGCCACUUCUUUUAAUUCAUACCAACUAGCUAGUAUAUGUUUAUAUAUAUACAUAUCAUGCUACUUAAAUAAGAAAAAAUGGUGUGUGUUUGUGCGUUUGUGUAUGUUAAUGUGUUACUAGUGAGUGACUGUGUGUGUGUGUCUGUGAAAAGAGUAGCAUCUAUCAUAAGAAUAUAUCGUGUAUCAUCCAUGUAAUUGUUUCUCUUUUGAUUUGGUUUGGUGUAUUUUGGAUCGAGCGGUACAAAAAGAUCCUAAUAUAAAUCGAUUUUUAACCAA